Gryllus bimaculatus (two-spotted cricket) is the source of this 4719-nucleotide messenger RNA. NCBI's taxonomy places the organism in Eukaryota, Metazoa, Arthropoda, Insecta, Orthoptera, Gryllidae. The record is from the annotation of a GenBank genome assembly.
GUUAGUGAGUCAGCGCCCUCUAGAAUAAAGGCGCUGUGUGAGUUGGGGACCAGAGUGCGCUGGUACUGGUUACCACUGGUUACUCUUUCUUACAUCUAAGGUGAUGCAUCAAGGGGAGCGGGAGAACGUCUUUAAAAUAAGUCCGUAUGCUUUUAGUUGGGCUGGUGUGAAAAUUUCAUAGAAGAAAGAAGGGCGACGAUUGUUGAUUUGAUCUUUGUCUCUCUUUCAAUAUUAGUUCUAUUAUCUCUAUAAAAAGUUUACGUAUCUGUAAUUAAUUUUUUUACCACAUUGUCAUGUUUUCCGUCGCAACUUGCCUUUAAACUCGUAAUUUCAUUACGAACCAAUGGCUCGUACCUGUCAAAGCAUGCUGUUAGCAUGUCUGUGCGCUAGUACUCGUGUGUAAAAGCGUGAUGUUUUUUAGAGAUAUUGUUUCAUAUAUUUAUUUUGUAUGCAGAAAUAAGUGAUGCAAAAUGAAUAAAACAGGUGCAAAAAUAUGUAAGGUGCGUACAGUUGCCCUUGCCAAACACACAAGCACUCAAACGUGUGAAGCAGAUUCUUUGUCGAGGCCAACGUUUAAUUGUAAAAGAUCUAUUAAAAACUUAUUUUAUAAAAGAAACGCUAGUUCAUUGAAUCCCAGGGCCACCAGGAAGUUAAUGCAGACAUUAUUUGUGAAGCCGCGAUACGAAUCAACUCCUGUAAAACCCACUGAAAAUCACGAAAAUUCUGAUACUGAUUGUGAGAUGUUGGUAGAAAAUGUGACUCCCAUUAGAACAAGAUGUAAAAGUUUCCGAAGUUUAAAUGAAGGUUCUGAUUCGUUGAAACAACAUACAAAUAGAAUGAGCAAAUCAGACAGUAAUGUUCCUUAUCAACUUUGUAGCAAUCCUACUACAAAUGAUAUGCUUUCACUUGAUGAAACAGUUUUGAAGUUUUUGGACUUGGAUGGUGUUGAAGGUCAUUUACCAAGAAUGGGCAAAGACACUACUUUAAAUACGAAUUUUGGUCACAUUCCUGGAACACCGGGUCAUUUGAUUCUUGACCCACCUGCUGAAUGUUCUCGAGUAAAUACUAUUGUAAAUGAAGCAUCAGUUGUGGUUGAACAUGUCAGUCCUUGUAGAAGUGAUGAUGCAAAAUUGCAAAUGCUGCCUCCUAUUUCAGUGCCAAAAAAUGCCAAAAAGACAUCAAAGCUCUCUCAAGUUCCAGAAAAUGGUUCUCGUGUUGCUGAUGUGCAUUUAGAUGAAUUGAACAAUAUUGAUAUUGAUAAUUGGAUUGAUGAUUCAUUUAUGGAGAGGGUGUUGAAUACAGGUGAUGACCCAGUAGAAACUGCAAAUGCAAAUAAAAAAAACCCUGUUGUUUCAAAAAGACAGUUUCAAGAUGAUCAUAAAAGACCAAUCUUGAAUAAGAAACAGAAGAAAGAUAACAACUUGACACCUGGAAGAUACGAGAACAGGCAGAAAAAAGAAAAUCCAAGGGCUUCACAAACAUUUUCAGAUUUGAAACUUGCUUCUGUAAACGAUGGAAUUUUGACUGUAAAACAGAAUUUGCCAUUGGAAGUAAUUAAAAAGGCAAGAGGUAUAGAUGAGGGGACUUACAAAGAGCAAAUUAUACAAAAUAAAAAUUCUGUCAAAGAUGUUUCUGUCAGUGACAGUAAUUCUUCAAUGUUAUCUAUUGGAGAGAAAGUACUUAGAACAUUAGUGACAAAUGCACAGAAACCUGUAGUCAGUAGACCUAAAACUUCUGAUGUUUUCUCACCUGCAGCAGAUUCGGGAAAUUUUUCAAAGCUGGGCUCAUUCUUUGGACUAUCAUCUGAAGUGAAAGUUUUGUUUGAAAAAUACAAGGGAAUAAAAAAUUUGUAUGAGUGGCAGAAGGAAUGUCUGAGCCUUAAAGCUGUGGAGGAAAAAACAAAUUUAGUGUAUGCUUUACCAACCAGUGGUGGCAAAACACUUGUUGCUGAAAUAUUGCUGUUACGUGAAUUACUGUGCUACAAGAAAAAUGUAUUGUUUGUUUUACCGUAUAUUUCUAUUGUACAAGAGAAGGUUCAUUCUCUUUCCCAAUUUGCAAUUGAUUUGGGAUUUCUUGUAGAGGAAUAUGCAGGUGGAAAAGGGCAAUACCCUCCAAAGAAGCGUCGUCGUAAACAGUCAAUUUAUGUAGCUACUAUUGAGAAAGCUCAUAGUUUAAUUAAUAGUAUGAUAGAUUCCAAAAGACUGUCAGAGAUUGGCCUCACUAUUGUGGAUGAGCUUCAUUUGCUUGGUGAAGGUGACAGAGGUGCAACUUUGGAAUGUUUACUUACCAAAUUACUUUUUUCUUCUGAAAAAAUUCAUAUUGUGGGAAUGAGUGCCACUAUUGGCAAUUUGGAGGAAGUUGCAAAAUUUCUGCGGGCAGAAAUUUAUGUGAAUAAUUUCCGACCUGUGGAAUUAAAAGAAUUUGUCAAAUGUGAAGAUUUUUUGUGGAAAGUUAAAUAUAAUGAAGAAGAAUUGCUUGAGAAAGAGAGGAAGAUAGAACCUCCUUACACUGAUUCCAUGAACAAGAUUGACCCAGAUAAAGUUUGCAGUCUUGUGUUAGAAGUUGUUCCUGAGUAUUCUUGUUUAGUAUUUUGCCCCACAAAAAACAACUGUGAGAAUGUAGCUACAUUAUUUACUAAAAUUAUGCCCAGAGAAUUAUUGGAAGUCAAAAAAGAAGAACGGAAAGCUCUUUCUCGAGCAUUGGCUAUAGAAGGGCGAGGUUCAAUUUGUUCAGUUCUUCAAAAAUGUAUACCUUAUGGAGUGGCAUACCAUCAUUCUGGCUUGACAGGGGACGAACGGCGCUUGUUGGAAGAAGCUUAUCGCGCUGGUACGCUUUGUUGCAUUUGUUGCACUUCUACUCUUGCUGCUGGAGUAAAUUUACCAGCAAAGCGUGUGAUUUUGCGAGCUCCAUUUGUUGGAAACACUUUUAUCAAUCUAAGCCAGUACAAACAAAUGAUAGGCCGUGCUGGUCGAGCUGGUUUGGAUUCUAUUGGUGAAAGUAUUCUUGUUUGUCAACAGCGUGAUAGGGAACGGGUAGGAAACCUUUUGAGAUCACGGAUGAAUAAUGUUGCUAGUCAGCUUCAUGCAUCUACAAGUCGAGGCUUGCAAUCAUUAGUUCUCAGUUCAAUUGGUUUGGGCAUUGCAAAUUGCCGUAAAGAUUUGUACAAGAUGGUUUCUCAUACACUCCUACAUGUUCAAAGUGCAAUCUUGGAAGUGAAGUCCACAGAACUUGUCGAUAAAUCUAUUGGCAGCCUUUUUAAACUAAGGGCACUGCAAGUGGAUUCAACAGAAAGUACUUCAAAUGAUAAAAAAGAAAUGAAUUCUUCAUGUGCAAAUGAAAAAGCAAACCUUUCACUUAACAUUACUCGACUGGGAGGAAAAGAGGGGCCCAACCAAGUUGGAGCAGAUGGAAGCAAGCGAGCUAAGAAACAUUUGGAUAUUGGUCGCAAUACACGCUUGAAAAUAAGCCGUUUGGGAAAAGCAUCAAUGAAAGGUCCAAUAGAUCAAGGACGAGCUAGUGAAUUGUAUAAUGAUUUAGUAAAAGCUCAAACAAAUUUUGUUUUAUUGUCAUAUUUGCAUUUAUUAUAUUUAGUUACACCAUAUGAAUUAAUGGAUCAGAUAAAACCUGACCCUGAUAUUUAUUACUAUAGUUUUCAUUGUUUGAAUAAAAAAGACCAACAGACAGCCCAUGUUAUAGGUAUUAACUUUGGUUGCGUGAUAAACAUUAAAAGAGGUAUAAAAUCAUUUCAAACUGUAGAAGAAAGGGUGGUGCAUAGGUUUUACAUUACACUCAUUCUCAAUGAUCUGUGGAAUCAGUCUGAUGUGUGGCAAGUUGCUAAGAAAUACAAUAUUCCAAGGGGCACAGUUCAAACAUUAAUGACUGCUUCAGCUACAUUUGCAUCAUGUGUACUCCACUUCUGUGAGGAAUUAAAAGAGUUCUGGGCGUUUAAAGAAUUACUGGGAGAUUUGACUCGACGUUUAUCACAUUGCUGCUCAGCAGAUCUGGUCCAGCUAAUGGAGCUUCCAGCAGUUAAAACUGGUCGUGCUAGGCAACUUUAUAAUGCAGGCUAUAAAACACUGAUUGAUAUAGCUAAUGCAAAUGCUAAUGAUCUAGUGUCUUCUAUAGACCAUUUGCCCAGAAAGAUUGCUACUCAGAUUAUUGCUGCUGCUAAGCUAUUACUUCUUUCCAAGGCUGAAAACCUGCGAGAAGAAGCAGAAGAUAUUGUAGAAGGCAUGUUCAAUAAAUCAUUUGAUAAUUAAUCUUACUUAAAACCUUAAAAGAAUCUUAAAAGAUUUAAAAUCUUAAAAGAUUUAUUCUCACUUGCGAGUCUUGGUUAUUUAAGAACUAAGAGGAAGUAGUUGAUUUUCUGAUUGAUAAUUAUUGUAAAUAGUGACUUUGAUAUUUUUGUCUGUGAUAUCAAGAGGAAUGCAUCUGUGAUUCAUAUGUUAUUAUAUAUAAAAGAUAAUUAAAAUUGAAGUUUAAUGUUCUUGGUAAAGUCAUCCACAAGUGCGCAACUACUUUACUGGGUAAGUUUAUUUGUAGUAUUCUACUUUUGUAGUGAAGAAUAUGCAGGUUACAUUUGUGAAGUUUGAAGAAUAUUUCAAUGUAGAUGACAUUUUGUAAUUCUUGCAGUACUUUUUUAUUUUUUUAAACAUUUUCAAUUUUUAUAUUUUUUUAGAAUGUGCCUUUACAUAAUAAAAUUCUUGUUUAUCUAAAUCA